AUGGCGUCAUCAACUACCGACUCGCGCCGCAUGCCGCGCAGAGAUUCUUCGACGGCCCGUGGCACCCGGAGCCCCAGCCAGAGGCCAAGACUUCUUCGAGCAUCAGCCACCGAGCCCGCCAUCACCACCUCCAAUGCCAGCCGAGAUGCGCUCGCCAACUCGUACUCGUCUCGCAGAGCAACGGAGCUCCUAAGGGUGGCUUACAUCUCUGGCGGCUCAUCGCCGGACGCCCUCACCAGAGCCACCUCCAGAGCUACUUCUCCCAUCUCGACACGGCCACCACCUCCGCCGAUGUACGAUAGCUUGGGUCGCCACAGUGAGCUAUCCUCGUCUCCUAUCAGCAACCCAGAUGGCUUUGAUGAGCUGCGUGAUUCCUACUCGCAUUCGCACUCGCAGCGGUACUUUAGCUUCCCCAGCUUUGACUUGUAUGAGCCGCCCCACCAAGAGGAGGACAAGGAGGCGCACAUGAAGUCUCCUUGA
Molecule: messenger RNA, 480 nt
Organism: Sordaria macrospora k-hell
Lineage: Eukaryota; Fungi; Ascomycota; Sordariomycetes; Sordariales; Sordariaceae
Source: RefSeq, a predicted model, not a curated record